Molecule: messenger RNA, 1785 nt
Organism: Marchantia polymorpha subsp. ruderalis
Lineage: Eukaryota; Viridiplantae; Streptophyta; Marchantiopsida; Marchantiales; Marchantiaceae
Source: the annotation of a GenBank genome assembly
GAUCAUGUUCGAACUCGCGGCGUCCGGCCAGCGAGGGCUUCGUGCUCGUCGACGCCGUCGGCACGUUGGGCAGGCUUCGGCAGCUCGCUGCGAUUUGCCUUCGCUGAAAUUCUCGACGUCAGGCGCUGGCGGAGUGGUCGACUCGUCGCUGUUCUCGGAUGUGGAUUACGAAGGACAUCGGGAAACAAAAGAUGGCGUUUCUGCUGUCCACGCUCUUCUCAUUCUUAAUCGUAGCAACAAGAUCAGCAGCACAAGUAACUCCUCCGUUAAUUGUUUUCGGGGAUUCUACCGUCGAUACUGGAAACAACAAUUACAUCAACACAACUGAGGAUUUCCUGGCCAAUUUCCCUCCGUUCGGCAAGGACUACUUCGACAAGCCAACUGGUCGCUUCAGCAAUGGGCGAGUUUAUGUGGACUUCAUAUGUGAGUAUGCUGGGCGUCCUCAUGUGAGCCCUUAUCUGGAGCCCGGUGCGGAUCACUCCAAAGGAGUCAACUUCGCCUCGGGCGGAUCCGGUGUCCUUGACGAAACGAAUCAAGGAAUGGCUAUGUCUCUUAAAGCGCAGCUGCAAAAUUUUGUAAACUUUGAGGAUGGACUGAUUGAGAAAUGGGGUACCGAUCUUGCAAAGAAGUACUUCUCGGACGCCAUUUAUCUCGUCAGUCUUGCAAACAAUGAUUACAUGGGAGGUUAUUUUGCUAAGCAGGAGUUGCAACAGAAGUAUACUCCCCAAGAGUUUCUUGCGUUAGUUGUCUCAGAUGUUGUGAAGGCUUGCGAGUUUCUCCGAUCUAAGGGUGCUCGGAAGAUGGUCGUCGCUGGCGUUGGACCCCUGGGUUGUAUUCCUGCAGUGAGGGCGUUACAUCCAGCUCAGGAAUGUUUUGAACAAGGCACUCAGAUGGCAGUCGCUCAUAAUAUGGCACUCGCAAUGGCUUUGAAAGACUGGGCAUCUCAUCAUCAAGAAAUGACUGUUCUUAUAGCAGAUUUCUUAACCUACAUGACAGAACGCCAGGAUAACCCGACCGCAUUUGGGCUAUCGAACGGCGCAGGAGCAUGCUGCGGUAAUACUGCACCGUGUGGAAGGAAGGACCCUACAACAGGAGCAGACUACAGUUUGUGCUCAAAUGCUCAUGAAUAUGUGUACUGGGAUGCUUUCCAUUCGACGGAAAUUAUAGCUCAAGGUUGGUCCAAAGAAAUCUGGGAUGGUCCCAAUGCCAGCAGAUUUAUUUCCCCCAUGAACCUUCGUACACUGUUUGAGCUUUCCUCAGCUCAUGAUGACGAGGAAGUGGCUGAGUUAGAAACUUAUGCAGGUGGUUCUACGAAGACCAUAGAGAAAAUUGAUCCUACGGUUUUAUGAGCUGAGAAAGUACUAUUGUCCCACAGUUUUUCUGACUUUUCCAGGACACAUUGCGUGAUACCCUGAUCCUGCCUGAGCCUAACAUUCAAAACUUGCUCGUACCUUCCAGAUCUUGUCAAACAAGACAAGGUGAUAGGCCUUGACAUGUGAUCAUAUUUUUUUAGAAGGACUCACUAGUACGGGUUAUAUAGAGGAUUACCGGUUCGGAAGUAGCUCACAUUAUCUGAGAAAGUAUGCGCAAAGUAUUUGAGAUCAGCGAUCAUCCUUUCAUGCAGGUAGAGGAUGGUACUCUUGAAACCUGUUAAGUAGUUUUGUGCCGAGCUUUAUAUACUAUCGGCAAGAGUGGAACCACUCGAUCAACGAGAGAUUGAUCACAAGUCCUUUCUCUGAGAACGCUACCGCGUUAAAUUAAUGCAUACAAUAUUAUUUGGUAAUC